Molecule: messenger RNA, 672 nt
Organism: Haemonchus placei
Lineage: Eukaryota; Metazoa; Nematoda; Chromadorea; Rhabditida; Trichostrongylidae
Source: the annotation of a GenBank genome assembly
AUGCUUACAGGGCCACCAGGAAUCAGUGCAAAUGGCGGAUUCGGCGGUGGUGGAGGAAACCCACCUCCAGGACCACCUCCCGGACAGGGCUUCAAUGGAGGCGGUCAAUCAACUGGUAUGAACUGGGGAGGCAGUCAAGCAGGCCAGGGAAGCUGGGGAGGCCAGAGUGGCGGAGAACAACCAAGUGGAGGCUGGGGAGGUCAGAGUGGCGGAGGACAACCAAGUGGAGGCUGGGGCGGNCAGAGUGGCGGAGCACAACCAAGUGGAGGCUGGGGAGGUCAAAGCGGAGGAGGACCACAAGGUCCCGGAGGCUCUGGAGGAUGGGGAAGCCAAGGUGGAAGUGAUGGAGGACAAGGCGGCUGGGGAAGCGAUCGAGCAGGUCCAACUCCCUCAGGUCCAGCUCCUUCAGGAGAUGGAUCCGGACGUGGUGGCUGGGGAAGCGAUCGAGGAAGCCAAGGUCCUUCAGGAAGCGGAUCCGGAAGUGGGAGCUGGGGAAGCGAUCGAGGUCCAGGUGGAACAGGUGGCGGUCCCGGAGGCUGGGGACGAGGUGGAUCAGGAGGAUGGGGAGGUCCUCGCGGUUGGGGAGGACCGGGAGGAUGGAGUAGAUUCGGUGGAUGGAGGCAUGGAUUCGGUCCACGACCAUGGUUUAGUCGCUAUUUUGGAGGCUGGUAG